AUGACAAAUGACUUGGUGUCUAUAGAAAAGGUAGUAAAAGUUUAUGAGAGAUCCGGAUCAGAAGAAGAAUUCAAUAUUACAAAGGAACAAGAGGAAAAAGAGAAAAUAAAAAUCAAUAAAGAAAGGUCAUUAUGCGUUGCCUCAAAAAGAUUCGACAAUCCAAAGAAAGAAACCAUUCAAGAAGUCACAGUCUGUAAAUCAAAUGUAAACAGUGAGCAAUGUGAUCAAUUGCAUCAAAAUAAACAACAAAGUGUGAUGCAAAAUACAACUCAAAGUAGUAGCCUUACAUCAAAACGCAUUAUCACGUUUAAUACAAUUUACAUACAAUUUGAUUGGUUGUAA
This is a messenger RNA of Entamoeba invadens IP1, 342 nucleotides long. RefSeq lists its product as hypothetical. NCBI's taxonomy places the organism in Eukaryota, Evosea, Mastigamoebida, Endamoebidae. The record is from RefSeq and is a predicted model, not a curated record. Bases 1 to 342 code for a protein of 113 amino acids. The transcript has a single exon.